AUGCUACGUUCAAUUGAAGAAGCUGAUAAACCUGCCAAAAGGGGCAUGAAACCUGAAUCACAAAAUGAGGGUCCUAUAACAAAACCAUCCAAGGGCCAAACCCCCAAGAAGAGGAAAACUGAUAAAGCUGCUCCUUCUCCUCCUCAACCUAAAAAGCAGAAGAAGCCUGCAAGGAGACUUAUUCUUCAAUCCUCCAGCGAGUCGGAUUCAGAAUGCGUUCCUCCUAACCAGAAGAAAGCUCUAUCAUCAGACUCUGAGAAUGAAAGUUCAGAUGAAGAGGCUUCGGGCCAAGGGGAUACUCCACCUCGCUCCCCAACUCCAGAAAUUCCGGUUCAUACAACCUCUACCACCACUACAAAACCUACCUUCACUAUUCCCAACCCUCCAGUAACCGAACCUACUUUUACAACCAAACCUCCACCAACAACCGAACCUCCAACUACUUCUAAACCCUUAUCACCCACACCUUCUAUAGAAACAACACCAAUUUUGGGCGGUGAGGACUUGGAGUUCGACUCUACAUACUUCAGUCCUUAUCGAGUCCAGAGUGAGGAUGAUGAUGAUGGGCCUAUCACCAAACGUCAUCUCAAAGUGGUAAACGACAAGCCAGAUCAACUGCUUUCCUCCUCUUCCUCCGAGGCUUAUUCAGAUGCUGCUUUAAAGGCCCUGUUCUCAUCAGUUGUUGCAGAACAUUCAGCCUCCUUAACUGCUGCAGCCAAGGCUAUUGAAGCUUCCACUUCUCAGUGUCAACAGGCCUCUCGUGCUGCUACUGCUGCCAAGAAUGCUGCUAUAGUUAAUUCUUCUAUAGAAUCUCUUCAACAAACUCUACAGUUUGAAUGCUCGAAGGUUAAAGCAGCACGCCUUGCUAUUCAAUAG
Lactuca sativa (garden lettuce) is the source of this 876-nucleotide messenger RNA. Lineage: Eukaryota; Viridiplantae; Streptophyta; Magnoliopsida; Asterales; Asteraceae. The record is from RefSeq and is a predicted model, not a curated record.